AUGCAUAAACAUACAAUGGAAGUUGUUGCAGAUCGAUCUAUUAUAAACGAAUGCCAGGGUAUGAAACUGUUAUCGUUUUAUCUUUCUGUAUCAGCACUUAGCCUCUACCCCUAUGUGAAAGAUAAAAGUGGAGUAAUUCCUGUACAUCGACAUCAUGAAAGAAACCAGAACGGAACUUGGUUACACACGAGGUUUGUUGAUCUCAACUUCAAGCUCAAAACUAUAGACAGGGAAUAUACCGGAUUUGGGAUGAUCACCCAUUGCAGGUCAGGUAUAAAGGAUCAUGUUCUAGAUUCCCUUCCAUCGAUUGCCGAUAUGGUAGUUGGUCAUAGUUGGUUUGACUACUAUAAAACAGAUCACCACACAAAAGGAAACUACCAAGAAGAUAACUACAGUGUCAUUAUAUUGAACAGUGUUGAUCAUUGCAAGACUACUUCUUUCUGUGAUAAUAUGAUGACUAAAGCAUUGUUGCUUUGCAACGAUUGGAUUUACAAGAAAGAGGAUUACUUAUACGCUAUGAUGAACAAAUUUCCUUUCUAUGAUCAGCAGAACCAGAUAGUCAAUUAG
Messenger RNA from Paraglomus brasilianum, 567 nucleotides. The record is from the annotation of a GenBank genome assembly. Lineage: Eukaryota; Fungi; Glomeromycota; Glomeromycetes; Paraglomerales; Paraglomeraceae.